AUGGAUGCUCUUCUUCAAGUUCCCGUUGAUGGGUUCAAAUUCGAAAACGGUUCUGGAUCUUGUUGCAAACCAAGGAACAAUCUUGACUCUGGGACUAAUCGUUUCACUUGUUUCAACGAAUCUGAAUCUCAGAACCUUUCUUCUCCGACCGAAUCUACGGUAUGUUCAGAUUACCUUCCUGUUUUUAAGUACAUCAAUGACAUGUUGAUGGAGGAAGAUCUUGAAGAACAGUCUUGUAUGUUGGAAGACAGUUUGGCCUUACAAGCCGCCGAGAGAUCUUUCUUCGAUGUCCUUCAGGAUCAAACUCCUCCUCCUUCUGAUCAAAUCUCCGGCGAUAUAGACGACUCUUCUUCUUUAGGAAACUACAGCUCAAUAACGACCUUACAUCAACCAACUUCAGAUUUCACUGAAGAAUCAACCAGAAAGUAUCGCCAUCGAGAUGAUGAAGAAGAUGAUUUCGAAGGUGGAAGAAAAUCCAAACUCCCUGCAAUUUCAACGGUGGAUGAGAUGGCUGAAAAGUUCGAGCAAGUGUUGUUGGUGUGCAAAAGUGAUGAUCAUGGAGAAGCAACUCCGAACAAAACCGGACGAGCAAAGGGAUCAUCGAACCGAUCCAAGUCGCAAAACUCAGAUCAGCCAGUUGAUAUGAGGAAUCUCCUGAUGCAAUGCGCGCAAGCAGUGGCUAGCUUUGACCAUAGAAGAGCUGCUGAGAAACUGAAGGAGAUAAGAGAACACUCUUCUAGCCAGGGAGAUGCAACUCAGCGCCUCGGUUACCACUUUGCCGAGGCGCUUGAAGCACGUAUAACUGGAACGAUGACUACACCAGUAUCUGCUACAUCAAUGGUGGACAUUUUGAAGGCAUACAAGGCGUUUGUUCAGGGUUGCCCUACCUUGAUAAUGUCUUAUUUUACUGCAAACAGAACAAUCUUUGAGCUUGCUUCCAAAGCAACAACGCUUCACAUCAUUGAUUUUGGGAUUCUCUAUGGAUUUCAGUGGCCUUGUCUGAUCCAAGCCCUGUCAAAACGUCCAGGCGGACCACCAAUGCUCCGAGUGACUGGAAUCGAGCUGCCUCAGUCCGGAUUCCGCCCAUCAGAGCGGGUAGAAGACACCGGGAGAAGACUAAAGAGGUUCUGUGACAUGUUCAAAGUCCCAUUUGAGUACAGCUUCAUAGCCAAAAAGUGGGAGACCAUAACUCUCGAUGAGCUAGUGAUCAAAAGUGGAGAGACAACAGUUGUCAACUGCGUCCUUCGGCUACAGUACACGGCUGAUGAAACCGUGUCCCUGAAUUCUCCGAGAGACACGGCUCUGAAACUGUUCAGAGACAUCAAUCCUGACCUCUUUGUGUUUGCAGAGAUUAACGGGACGUACAAUUCGCCCUUCUUCCUAACAAGGUUCAGAGAAGCUCUGUUCCAUUGCUCAUCCCAUUUUGACAUGUAUGAGACCACAAUACAAGAAGAGAACGAUUGCAGGACACUGGUGGAGAGAGAGUUAAUCAUAAGAGAUGCAAUGAGUGUGAUCGCCUAUGAAGGCGCUGAGCGGUUUGCAAGGCCCGAGACUUACAAGCAAUGGCAGGUUAGGAUUCUAAGAGCAGGGUUUAGGCCAGUGAAAUUAAACAAACAGAUCAUGAAAGAUGGUAAGGAAAUAGUGAGAGAACGUUACCACAAAGAUUUCGUGAUUGACAACGAUAACCACUGGAUGUUUCAAGGCUGGAAAGGAAGAGUCCUCUAUGCUCUUUCCUGCUGGAAACCUGCUAAGAUGUAA
Messenger RNA from Arabis nemorensis, 1758 nucleotides. Lineage: Eukaryota; Viridiplantae; Streptophyta; Magnoliopsida; Brassicales; Brassicaceae. The record is from the annotation of a GenBank genome assembly.